Alosa alosa (allis shad) is the source of this 11885-nucleotide messenger RNA. RefSeq names its product utrophin (gene utrn). Gene Ontology annotation, biological process: synaptic signaling. The record is from RefSeq and is a predicted model, not a curated record. Gene Ontology annotation, molecular function: protein binding; zinc ion binding. Gene Ontology annotation, cellular component: plasma membrane. NCBI's taxonomy places the organism in Eukaryota, Metazoa, Chordata, Actinopteri, Clupeiformes, Clupeidae.
CACGUGACUGCACUCGCGCCAUGUUUCCAUCUCUACGUUUGCGAAGUUUUUUUGCAGGCUUGCGCAGGCAGCGGGGAAGGGAAAGGUAGCUUGCAACAGGAACAAAGUUAGGGAAGGGCUCGAUUAAAGCUGCAUCUGCACCCGUUUCCCCGUCUACAACGGCGAUACUUUAGAACCGGAACACAAUCCUGUCCGUGCCGUGGUGGAAGAAUUAAACAGCCACUGCGGAGAAAAAAAUAUUCUCUGACUUUUGAUUGAGAUUAUCCCUCGCAACACAUUUUUUGGGAGCGCGUUCAAGUGGAGACUGGGUGUGCGAAUCGGGGCUGAUGUUUGAAAAUGUCUUAAAGGCCGUGGCGAGGGGACAGCAAACGUGGAAAUAGCUCACUUUUCUCGCUGCUCCUCGCUGAUUUCUUCGAAACUUUGGGAGACUUGUGUUCAAACCCCAGGACUGUCAGUAAGGUGGUGUUACAGUCCGAGUGGAGCGUGAGAACACACACAGGGAAACAUGGCCGACGCAGCGUCGUCCAGGGAUACCGCCGAGGGAGUAGCCGACAACGAGUUCAGUGACAUCAUCAAAUGGAGAUCAGAUGAACACGACACUGUUCAAAAGAAAACCUUUACCAAAUGGAUAAAUGCUCAGUUCUCCAAGGGUGGGAAGUCUCCCAUAAAGGACCUCUUCACAGACCUGAGGGAUGGACGCAAGCUGCUGGACCUGCUGGAGGGACUCACGGGAAACAUUCUGACUAAAGAACGAGGCUCCACACGAGUGCACGCCCUCAACAUAAUAUCAACUCUGUCUGUCCUGCAUCAGAAUAAUGUGGAGCUGGUAAACAUUGGGGGAACAGACAUCGCUGACGGAAACCAUAAGCUCACACUCGGCCUCAUCUGGAGUAUCAUUCUGCACUGGCAGGUGAAGGAUGUCAUGAAAGAUGUGAUGUCAUCGCUCCAUCAGACCAAUAGCGAGAAGCUCCUGUUGAGCUGGGUGCGGAAUGUCACACGUGGCCACGGCGAUGUCAACGUUCUCAAUUUCACCACCAGCUGGGCCGAUGGUCUGGCCUUCAACGCAAUCAUGCACCGCUUCAGGCCCAAUGUGGUUAGCUGGGACAAAGUGCAGCGUAUGGCGCCGGUGGAGAGGUUGGACCAUGCUUUCAGCAUCGCUAAGGAGCAGCUGGCCAUUGAGAGACUGCUGGACCCAGAAGACGUGGCCGUGCAGCUCCCCGAUAAGAAGUCCAUCAUCAUGUACGUGACCUCACUCUUCGCCGUGCUCCCCAAAGACAUCACAAUGGAUGACAUCAGAGAGGUGGAGACGUUGCCGCGGAAGUUCCGCAUGGAGGCGGAGGAGGCCCAACCCCCUGCCAGUCCGCCGACGGUGUCCUCUGCGCAGGCAUUGCCUGACGAGCCGGAGGUGGCGGAGCUGGAGUGGUACCAGGUGACCCUGGAGGAGGUGCUGACGUGGCUGCUGUCUGCUGAGGACGCGCUGCAGGGCCAGGGGGACAUCUCUGAGGAGGUGGAGGAGGUGAAGGAGCAGUUCCACACACAUGAGGCAUUCAUGAUGGAGUUGACUGCACACCAGAGCAGCGUAGGAAGCGUCCUGCAGACGGGCAACCAGCUGAUCACCAACGGCAACCUGAGUGAGGAGGAGGAGGGGGAGAUCAGGGAGCAGAUGAGUCUCCUGAACACCCGCUGGGAACACCUGAGGGUCAACAGCAUGGAGCGACAGAGCAGGCUCCACGAAGUUCUGAUGGAUCUCCAACAGCAGCAGCUCCAGCAGCUUUCAGAUUGGCUGACACAGACAGAAGGGCGGAUCCGUAAGAUGGAGACUGAGCCAAUCGCCGCAGACCUGGACAGCUACCAUGCACAGAUAGAGCAACACAAACUGUUGCAGGUGGAUCUGGAGCAGGAGCAGGUGAAGGUGAACUCUCUGACGCACAUGGUGGUGGUGGUGGAUGAGAACAGUGGUGAAAGCGCCACCGCUGCCCUGGAGGAACAACUGCAGUCUCUGGGAGAGAGGUGGGCAGGUGUGUGUAGGUGGUGUGAGGAUCGUUGGCAGCAGCUUCAGGACAUCCUUCAGAUGUGGCAACAGUUCCUUAACGACCAGAGUGCCUUUUCUAGUUGGUUGUCAAAGAGGGAGUUGGCCCUGGAAGAUGUUCAGACCAGCGACUUCAAAGAUCCUGGAGAGGUCAACGCCAACCUGCGCAUAUUAGCUACCUUGAAGGAGGACGUGGCUCUGCAGCGUCCGGUUCUGGACCGGCUGAUGGGGGAUCGCCAAGACCUGGUCCAGCUGCUGCAGACCUCCACCGCACAGGUCCAGAUCGAGGCGGAUUCAGAGGAGUUCACCCAGAGGUGGGACAACCUGCUGCAAAGACUGGAGGACUGCUCUGAGCAGGUAACCGAGGCAGUCACUGUCCACGGGAUGGCUCCGAAGCAGGAGAGCGUCGUCAUGGAGGCGGUGACACUGCUAACGAGUCGAUCAGAACAGGAAGUGAGCGAUGACCCUGGCCCCGCCAAGAGACAGCAUCUGGAGACCGACACAGAAAUGACACAACUGUCGGAGUUGCUGACCCGGGUCAGAGACUGGCGGCAGGCUGCUGAGGCUCUCCAGACAGCAGACCCUGCAAACCUCCAGGACCAGCUGCAGCCUCUGGACGCAAGGCUGACGGAGCUCCGGGGGCAGGCUGCGGAGGCUGAGAAUAGAGUGGCUCAGCUAGAGCAAGAGGGUGUAUUGGUGCAGGACCUGCAGACAUGUUUGGGUUCCACGCGGUCCGAGCAGCAGGACUGCGCAGCUCUGCUGUCCGCCCUACGUGAGCGGGUUCUACGGUCCGAACGAAUCCGAGGGCUCUUGUCAGAGCUGCAGGUUCUAAACCAGGAGCUGGUGGAACCGGAGGAGUGGCUUAGGUCAACUAGCGCCAGUAGUUCUGACGAGAGUGACCUCAAAAGCCUUAAGGUCGCCUGUGAGGCCCGUGUGUCUGCGGGGUCUUUGCUUGCUCCGCGUGUGCAGCAACUCUCGGCCUCCAUCAAAGAGGAAAAGGACGUACCUGAUGACAUCACAGCCAACAUGGCCGAGUUGACAGCGUGCCAAGAGUCCACGCUACAGAGGCUGCGAGAGAGAGAGAAGGAGAUCAACACAGCGCUGGCCAGCCUAGAGCAGGAGCGAGCGCAGCCGGUGAUUGCCAUGGCGACAGAGAGUGUGAUGGGUUCGUCGGAGGUGUGCGUGGCGGGCGACAUGGAGGCCCGACUGGCGGAGCUCAAAGCCAAUGUCAGCGACGUCCCAACAGCUGAGGAGGCAGUGCACAAAGCACAGGCGUUGUGUCUGGAGCUGGAACAGAAUUGGCCGACAGGGGAAGGCUCAGAGAAAUGGAAGGAGCUAUCUAACAGAGCGCGUGACGAGCUGGGCAUGCUGCAGUGCGUUCUGGGAAGUAUGAAGGAAUCGCAGGUGCGAAGCGCAGAGGUGACCACAUGGCUGGAUGAGGCAGAGGAAGUGACGUCACAGGAUUCAGUUGGAGUGAGAAAGACUGAGAAGUUGAAGGAAGAAAUGGAGCAGUGCAAGGCAUGUGUGGGGCGUAUGGGUGCUGUGGAGGCCGCUCUGAAGCUGCUGGAGGAGAACACUGGCGCCGUGCAGAAGAGUGCAGUACCACAGCUGGCCAGCUGGGGGCAGAUCAGGCUGGAGGAGACACAGAGCAGGUGGAAAGCGCUCAGCAAACAGCUGCUGAGCCACCAGGAGAGUGUGUGUGAACGGCAGGAGAAAGUGCAGAACUUGCAGAAGGACCUGAGUGAGAUGAAGGAGUGGCUGCAACAGGUGGACGAGGAGUUCCUCAUGAGAGACUUUGAGUACAAGAGUCCAGAGGAGCUGGAGAACGCACUGGAGGAGAUGAAGAGGGCUGAAGAGGACGUGCUACAGAAGGAGGUGAGAGUGAAGAUCCUGAAGGACAGCAUUAACGUGCUGGUGUCUCAGAUGCCCCCUGCUGGAGAAGAGCUGUCAGCGCAGCUAGGCACCGUGCUCCACAACUACCAGAAGCUCUGCGACCGCUUCAAGAGCAAGUGCCACACACUCGAGGAGGUAUGGUCGUGCUGGAUGGAGUUACUACACUAUCUGGAGGUGGAGGAACAAUGGCUCAGUAACCUGCAGGAGAAGCUGCAGGCCUCUCAGAACCUACCAGAAAGUGCAGAGCCUGUCAACCAGGCACUGGAGGGUCUGGAGGGGGUAUUGCGCCACCCCUCUGAUAACCGGACUCAGAUCAGGGAGCUGGCUCAGACGCUCAUCGAUGGAGGCAUCCUGGACGAGCUCAUCAGCGAGAGACUCGAGAGCUUCAACACGCGCUACGACCAGCUCAACCAACAGGCGGUGAACCAGCAAAUGGCACUGGAGCAGCAGUUGUUGUCGUUGCGGGACAGUGAGAACACACUCCAGGUGCUACAGGACAAUCUCACACAGCUGGACCACACGCUGACGUCCUACCUGACCGACCGCGUCGAUGCCUUCCAGCUCCCCCAGGAGGCCCAGCGUAUCCAGGCAGAGAUCACGUCCCAUGAGGCCGCAGUGGAGGACCUGAAGAAGAGAAAUGUGGGUAAUGCGCCGCCCCCGACACCCGAAGGCAAGGCAAACCGAGGGGGCACCGUGCAGGACCAAUUGCAGAGGAAGCUCAGGGAGAUCUCCACUAAGUUCCAGCUGUUCCAGAAGCCGGCCAACUUUGAGCAGCGCAUGCUGGACUGCAAGCGGGUGCUAGAGGGUGCCAGAGAUGAACUGCACAUACUCGACCUAACCGACAUCACGCCAGAGCACAUCCACACACACCUUACCGGCUGUAUGAGGCUGUAUAAGGUGCUCAGUGAUGUGAAAAUGGAGGUGGAGACGGUAAUUAAGACAGGACGGCAGAUUGUGCAGAAGCAACAGACAGACAAUCCUAAGGGCAUGGACGAGCAGCUGACUGCUCUCAAACUGCUCUACAAUGACCUCGGAGCGCAGGUGACAGAGGGCAAGGCGGACCUGGAAAAGGCGUUGACCCUGUCUGAGCGCGUGCAGAACGAUAGCGCCGCCGUGCAGGACUGGCUGAGUAGCACAGAGGAGCAGCUACAGCAGAGACACAGCACUCACAUGCCCGCCGAAACACACACCCAGCAGGCCUGGGCUAACGGCAUCCUGUCGGAGUGUGAGCAGAAGAAGGAGGACCUGGGGCUUCUGGUGGAGAACAGCGCCGCUCUGCAGGCUCUGGUGGAGCAGGGCGAGUCUGCGCUCGAAGAGCGCCUCUUCCAGCUCAACGAGGCCUGGGCGCGCGUCCACAGCCUGGCCCAGGACUGGCUCUCUACACUGCAGGCCCAUCAGAGUGACAUGGAGGACUUUGAUGAGAAGCUGGCUCACAUCAGCACGUGGCUCUACCAGACUCAGAUCCGACUGGACGAGGCUGAGAGGCUGCCGCCCGGCCACAGGGAGAGAGAGGUGCAGUCGCUGUGCUCUGAGCUGGAGGGGAUGACCAUGCGUGUCGGGGGUGUUCGGGAGCGCGCUCUCCUGCUCAUCACGGCCCGCGGCCCCGCAUGCAGCGACACGGUCGAGCCCAAACUGACCGAACUGAGCCGCGACUUCAACAAGGUGGCCCAGCGCAUCAGAGCUGCACAGGUGUGUGUGGAUGAGGAGUGUGUGGAGGCAGCAGAACAGCUCCAGCAGUUUGAGUCGGAUCUGCAGGCUUGCAUCUGCACCCUACAGAGCCAAGAUACACACACACCAGAUGAAGAGAAAAUGGACGAACAGAAGGCUCGUGUGGAGGAGCUGUUGAGGAGAGGGGAGGAGGUACUCCAGCUGACCCCAGAGGAGGAUCGGAGACAACAGCUGAGAGGAAAACUACUCCUUUUACAGGAGGUGUGUAUGGACAAACCUGCUGCGAUGUCUGAGGACUCCUCCUCUCUCUCUCUUCCCGCGGCCGAAGCGAUGGAGGAGGAAGAGGAGAUGGUGCUGGCGGAUGAGGAAGAGGGCUCCUUUUCUCGCCUUUCGUCGCUCCCUCGCUCUCUCUCUCCGUCCUCCUACCUGCUGGACAUCAACAAGCUGCUCCUGGCCAUGACCGACACAGACCUCCUGCUCAACUCCAGCGAGCCCAGCACUGGCCUCUACGACAACUUCAGCCUGCAGGAGGACACUCUCCGGAGUGUGAAAGAGAAUCUGGAGCGCCUGGGCGAGCAGGUGGCCGUGAUCCACGAGCGUCAGCCGGACGUCAUCGCCGAGGCCAGCGCACAGGAAGUGAUGCACAUCUCAGACGCCCUGAGUCAGCUCAACGUCAGUUGGGACCGCCUCAACCGCGAGCACGCUCGCCGCAAGGGGUGUUUUGACCGUGCUGUGGAGGCAUGGCGACAGUUCCACUGUGACAUCACCGACCUCAGCCAAUGGCUGAGCCAUGCUGAGCAGCUACUGGAUGAAAGGGAGGGGCCAGAUGCUGCCCCUGAGCAGGUCAAAGGUCACCAAGAGGAGCUAGAGGAGGGAGUGGUCAGUCACCUGCCAGUCCUGGCCCAAUUAAACCUAACAGGAAAUGACAUCAUCGGUCAGCUGUCGUCAGCGGAAGGCCCACUGCUGGACGAGAAGCUGCAGCGCCUCAACCAGCGAUUCAGCCUUGUCCAGCAACGAGUCCCUCGUCAGCCACGGUUGCUGACUGAAGACUCCACUUUAUUGGAUGUCAUGGGUGGGCAAGGCGACAUGUCACCUUUGCGUGACAUUGUGGACUCCGUGCGGUUGUCGCAACGUGACAGUGAUGCAAGCCAGCCAAAACUCAAGGUGAGACGAGUGCCGUCGGAAGAGGUGGAGCCUAAAUUUGAUGACCAUUUCCAGGAACAAAUCAACAGGCUGCAUGGCUGGAUUCAGGAGACCAAUCAGAUGCUGAGCCUCAGAGGACCAGGCAGAGUGACGCCUAGUGAGGCAGAGGAGAUGAACUCCACCAUGAGGGAGAAGAAGAUGGAGCUGGAGGCCAUCCUGGCCUUCUCUAUCAAUCUGCAGAAGCAGCAGCAACUUCUUCCUCAGGAAAAGAGUAAAGUGGAAAGGUUGGCUGCAGACUGGAAAGCUCUGGAUCUUCAACUGAAAGAGACUCUACCCCCACCUGUGUCACUAUGGACACAACAGGUCACUCAGCAACCAGUGUACCCAGUGGUAGCGGUUCAGAUGGUGAGUGUUAUGAGCGAAGCGCCUCCUACACGCUCCUCCCACAGUCCCGAGCCGGUUGCCCCGGGCGACCUCAACCAGACGGCCACCGAGCUCGCCGAUUGGCUCCUGCUUAUCGACCAGAUGCUCAAGUCCAACAUCGUCACUGUGGGAGACACAGAGGAGAUACGCACCACCAUCUCUCGCCUGCAGGUCACCAAGGGGGAUAUGGAACACCGGCACCCACAACUUGAGAAGAUUUUCACACUGGCCCAAAACAUCAAGAACAAAACCUCCAACCUAGACGUCCGCACCUCCAUCACCGAGAAACUCGAGAGGGUCCGCAGCCAAUGGGACGGCACGCAACACAGCCUGGAGGCCCGUCUCCAGCAGCUGGAACACAUGGUCGCCCACAGCGACCAAUGGGAAGCCCAGCGGCAGGAGGUGAAGGCUCUGAUUGGCCAGAAUGAAGCCCGCCUCCACAGCCUCCAACAGCAGAGCAAGGAACCCUUGACCAAUCAGAUCAGCCACAGCAAGAUGUUCCUGCAGGACCUUAGCAAAGGGCAGGUUGCCGUGGCGAAUUUUAAUGAUCUCUCGCAUGUGCUGCUGAGAGAAUACGCGGCCGACGACACUCGCAGGGUCAAGGAGGUCGCCGACAAGCUCAGCGGUGCCUGGCAGUCCAUCAACAACAGAGCACGAGACACUCAUGGCAUUCUGGACGGUGAUCUGAAGGCUCUCCAGUCGUCGCUGCGGGAGAUGGAGGCAUGUCUUAAAUGGCUCCAGGAGGCGGAGACGACACUCAACGUUCUUAGCCACGCCUCUCAGAGGGAGGGACUUCUGCAAGACGCCCCCCGUGUGCGGGAGCUCAAGACUCAAUUGGAGGACAUCCAGGCGGAGAUCGAUGCCCAUAAUGAUAUAUUUAAGAGUGUGGACGGGGGGAAAGGCCGCAUGCUGCGGGCCCUGGGUGGCUCCGACGAAGCGGCCUUCCUCCAGCAGCGCCUGGACGACAUGAACCAGCGAUGGGGCGACCUCAAGGCCAAGAGCACCAACAUACGGGCUCAUCUAGAGGCCAGUACGGAGCGUGUGACGGGACUUCUGUCCCAGCUUGAGGAGCUGUGGGCGUGGCUUUGCCUGAAGGAGGAGGAGCUAAACAAGCAGAUGCCCAUUGGAGGAGACGUGCCUACCUUGCUACAACAGCAGAAACACUGCACGGGUCUGCGUGCGGAGCUCCAGGAUCAGGAGCCGGUGGUCGUGGGUGCGUUGGAACAGGCUAGAGCCUUCCUGGCUGACCAGCCCAUAGAGGGACCAGAGGAGCCACGCAAGACGCCUCAGCCCAAAACAGAGCCGACCCCGGAGGAGCGUGCGGCACGUCUGUCAGCGGUCGCCAAGCAGGCCAGGGAGGUGUGUGGCUGGGGGGCGUUACCCGGCGGCCCGACAGGCUGGCAGGGCCGCGUGGAGACGGUGCUGGAGCGCAUGCAGGAGCUGCAGAGCCGCAUGGACGCGCUGGAGCUGCGGCUGGCCCACGCAGAGGACUCCAGCACUACCUGGCAACCCGUCGGGGACCUGCUGAUAGACGCCCUGCAGGACCACAUACAGCACACCACGGUGUUCCGUGAGGAGCUGGUUCCUCUGCAACAGGAGGUGUACACUCUGAAUGACCUCAGCGCUCAACUCACACCCCUGGACGUUCAACUGUCCUCCACCACCACACACCAACUAGACCAGCUAAACACACGCUGUGCCCUGUUACAGGUUGCUGUGGAGGAGAGGUUAAAGUUGCUGCAGGAAGCUCACAGGGACUUUGGGCCUUCGUCCCAACACUUCCUCUCAACUUCUGUGCAGCAUCCGUGGCAGAGAGCCGUCUCACCGAAUAAAGUUCCUUAUUACAUUAAUCACCAGACGCAAUCCACCUGUUGGGACCACCCCAAGAUGACAGAGCUCUAUCACUCACUCGCGGACCUGAAUACCGUCAGAUUCUCUGCUUAUAGAACUGCCAUGAAGAUCCGACGACUGCAGAAAGCCCUUUGCCUGGACCUAUUGGACUUGUCCGUGGCCCAGACGGCAUUCCAGCAGCAGAGGGGUGUGUCUGGCCCCAACGUUCUGACGGUCCCUGAGGUCAUCAACACACUCACCUGCAUCUACGACGGCUUGGAGCAGGACCACAAGGACCUGGUCAACGUGCCGCUGUGUGUGGACAUGUGUCUGAACUGGCUCCUCAAUGUCUACGACACGGGUCGAACGGGGAAGAUCAGAGCUCUCUCCAUGAGGAUCGGUCUGCUGUGCCUCUCCAAAGGACACCUAGAGGAGAAAUAUAAAUUCCUGUUCAGCCAGGUGUGUUCGUCGGGAGGAGUGUGUGACCAGAGGCAGCUGGGGGUGCUGCUGCACGAGGCUAUCCAGGUCCCUCGGCAGCUGGGGGAGGUGGCCGCCUUCGGGGGCAGCAACAUCGAGCCCAGCGUCAGGAGCUGCUUCCAGCACGUGACCAAUAAGGUGGCAGUGGAGCCGAGGCAGUUUGUUGAUUGGAUGAGACUGGAGCCGCAGUCCAUGGUGUGGCUGCCGGUGCUACACCGGGUUGCCGCCGCCGAAACGGCCAAACACCAGGCCAAGUGCAACAUCUGCAAAGAGUGCCCCAUCAUCGGCUUCAGGUAUCGCAGUCUGAAACACUUCAACUAUGACGUGUGUCAGAGCUGUUUCUUCUCAGGCCGAACUGCCAAGGGCCACAAGCUCAACUACCCCAUGGUGGAGUACUGUACGCCGACCACGUCUGGAGAGGACAUGCGUGAUUUCACUAAAGUGCUGAAGAACAAGUUCCGCUCCAAGAAGUACUUCGCAAAGCACCCGCGACUGGGCUAUCUGCCUGUACAAACCAUCCUGGAGGGAGACAACCUGGAGACUCCCGUCACCCUCCUCAGCAUGUGUCCAGAGCAGUAUGAACUGUCCCCGUCUCCAGAACUGUCUCAUGAUGAUACACACUCAAGAAUUGAGCAGUUCGCCAACAGGUUGGCUCAGAUGGAACGCUCCAAUGGUUCCCUCCCCACGGACAGCAGUUCUGCCACAGGAAGCAUGGAUGAGGAACAUGCUCUGAUCCUGCAGUACUGUCAGACGUUGGGAGGGGAGGGGCUCUCCUGCAGCCAGCCCUGUAGUCCCGCCCAGUCCCUUGUAAGCCCCGCCUCCGCACUGCAGAGCCCCGCCCAGAUCCUGCAGGCCGUGGAGAGGGCCGAGAGAGGCGAGCUGCAGAGGGUCAUCUCACGCUUGGAGGAGGAGCAGAGAGUUCUGCAGCGCGAGUAUGAGGACCUCCAGUUAGAACAGCAGCGGGCCCCGGCCGGUUCCGCCUGGUCCCCUGAGGGGCCCGGGAGCGGUGGUUCCGGUUCCGGAUCUAUUUCCAGUUCCGGCCCCGGGGGCGAGUCGGACCUGCUGGCCGAGGCUCGGUUGCUGCGGCAACACAAGGGUCGACUUGAGGCGCGUAUGACCAUCCUGGAGGAGCACAACAAACAGCUGGAGUCCCAACUCCACCGACUCAGACAGCUGCUGCAUCAGCCUGACUCCAGGGUUAAUGGGGUCUCCCCUUCUGGUUCUCUCCCGCAGGAGCUGGGGUCACUACCCGAACACACAGAUUCCAGCUCAGACCUGGCAGACGUAUUGGAGCAGAUAAAUAACAACUUUCCGGCAUGCGCAUCAAGUAUGUCAGCACGACCUCAGGUCAUGUAAGGAGCACCUGAGGGCUAAUCAAACCUCUACUGUCUACCGAAACUCGUGUGAUGUCACCGCCACCACUUUUCCUAACCGAUUGACCAAUCAGAGGAGGGAGAGAUCGGUUUGACCAAUCAGCUGCGAGGGAGAGAUCGGACCCAAAGACUUUAAAGGACCCUCUCUGGACCGGACCACACACACACACACAACACCGACUGAAAAACUCUAACGAGACGUUAAGACUUAACACAACUGCACGCUGAACAAAAAAACAAGAAAAACAAUUCCCCUCUUGUGUGUUCUAUGCAACUGUACGUGUGAGAGCGUGUGUGUGUGUGUGUGUGUCUGUGUGUGUGUGUGUCUGUGUGUGUGUGUGUGUGUGUGUGAAAGCGUGUGUGUGUGUUUGUGAUGUAGGGGGUUGGUUGUAGUAGGAGUUUGGGCUUUGUACUGUACUCCUUGAGUGUGAAUGUCAUUUCUAUUUUUAUUUCAUUUUUUAAUCUGGGCACACACCACACACACACAGAUGCCCACAACACACCCUCAUAGAAAGCAAGUUUUUGAAGAUCAGUUGUGUGGCAUGCACAUAGAGAAGGCAGCUUUCCACAUUUGCCAUUGUGUGCGUGGAAAAGCAAGUGUGUGUGUGUGUGUGUGUGUGUGUGUGUGUUGGACGCGCACGCACGCACACGUUUGUGUGUGCUUCAGACAUGUGUGCCCUUAAAUGUUGUGGUGUCUUAUCAGUAAUCACGCAUGAAAGGAUCUCACACCCCUUCUUUUUACACACACACAUGCACACACACACACACACACACAUUCACACAAAUACACCCAUCUACACACACACACACACACACACACACACACACACACACAUUCUCUCUUUUACUGAGUUUAAAUCCACCUGUGCCUGAGCAGCUUGUGUUGGUGAAGAUAAUCAAAAGAGACCCACAGUCUAUUUUAAAAGCAUCCUGUAUAUUUAUCAGCAAAGCUAUCCUAGAGUCCACAUGUUGUCAAGUCCAGGUCGACUCGUUUGUGUGUAUGUGUGUACCGUACCUGUGUGUGUGUGUGUGUGUGUAUAUAUAUAUAU